Molecule: messenger RNA, 1231 nt
Organism: Chara braunii
Lineage: Eukaryota; Viridiplantae; Streptophyta; Charophyceae; Charales; Characeae
Source: the annotation of a GenBank genome assembly
GCGGGGCGGGGUUUGGGGUGACCGGUGAUCGCUGAGCAGAUCAUGAGCGGGAGCACGGCAACGCUGCAAAGGGGAGGUGUGGUGACGCAAGUCACGAAUUUGGAUGCUAUGAACAAUGCGGCGGGGGACAUGUGCCGGCUGUUGACACUUCCAAUCCUUCUCGACCAGUGGCGGAGAGGAGUGGCCAUGCAACGCCCGCGCAGGGGCAGCGGGAAGAUGCUGGCGAUGUGCCUGCCGCGGCGGUGCUCCAGCAACCAUCUCCAUUUGCCCCCGCCACGGGAGCCGGGGCAGGCACAUGGCCGACUGGCCGCAGACGUGGCCAUCCUCCAGCCGCAACGUCCACGUCGGCACAGGCCGGAGGCUGCGCGGAUGGAAGCACUGUCAUGCAGGGCACGGAUGCAGGAGGCGUUCGUGGCAGGGCAGCGCGAAGACGAUGCUCUUAUGGCGGAUGCGUCGAGUGUGCACAAGCUGAAGAAGCAUGGGGAAAGACGGGAGUGGAUCGCCCGUCGGAUGAGGGAUGAAGGGUGGAAUCGAUCUGCGGAAGACUGUCGGAAGAAGUGGUUCGCGUUGGGGCAGAAGUUGAAGGUGCUCGCAGACAAGGUGGGUCGGUCUGGGAAGCCAGGAUACUUCGACAUGAUAGUAGAAGAGAGGGAGGCGGAGGGGCUGUACGCCAACUUCGAUCGGAGGUUGUGGGCGGAGAUGGACUGGAUUCUGCAAAAGCCGUCGGGGACCUGUGACAACACGCUGUACUCGGACUCUCUCAAUGCGAAGGACUGGGACAAUUCGGCAAGAGGAUCAAGUGAUAGAGGAGGUUCGGAUCAGGAGCGGUCUGAUGGCAACGCCAGCGCCGGUAAGACGAGACGCACGUUCAGUGGGAGGGUGAACGAUGGGGAUGGGCCUUCGUCCAUGUCAGGGAUGAGUGUGGCACUUGCAGAAUCAACGCGGGUGUACGUCGACGGGCUGGACAGGGCGGCAACGAUGAUAGCAGAAGCACAGACAGCGGGGGCAACAAUGGUCGCAGGGAGGCUCGGUGACAUGGCCACGCAGAUCGGGGCAGUGGCCAUUGCCAUGAUAGAAGGCAACGCUGUCCUUCAGCUGCUAGUGGGUGUGAUGGCGAGCCGGGGCCCAAGGGGACCCAAUAGCCCUCGCGAGGCUCGGGGGGGUCGUGACAACGACCCGUCUUCCCUGUGACGGCUUUGGAGGACAGCCUGCCUGCGAUGCACAUCCUGAA